Sphaeroforma arctica JP610 is the source of this 225-nucleotide messenger RNA. RefSeq lists its product as hypothetical. The record is from RefSeq and is a predicted model, not a curated record. NCBI's taxonomy places the organism in Eukaryota, Ichthyosporea, Ichthyophonida. The coding region runs from base 1 to 225 and encodes 74 amino acids. The transcript is spliced from 2 exons.
AUGUCGCAGGACGACUCAGGUGUAUCAGAAGAAUCGGAAGGUGAAGCAGCAGACAAUAAGAACGGGGAUGAAUUAAAAGGAAAGGCAACCAUGAGCGUAGAGACUCCUUCAACAGCAGAUAUAGAUGCCAACGCUGAAGAUGAUGCGGAUUUCCCUAUGGAUGAUGAUAUGGGAGUGGAGGCGGCGAAAGACGAUAAGAAACCGGUGAAACUCGAUCAAAAGUAA